Pangasianodon hypophthalmus (striped catfish) is the source of this 2742-nucleotide messenger RNA. RefSeq names its product heparan sulfate glucosamine 3-O-sulfotransferase 3A1. Bases 392 to 1516 code for a protein of 374 amino acids. The transcript has 2 exons. The record is from RefSeq and is a predicted model, not a curated record. NCBI's taxonomy places the organism in Eukaryota, Metazoa, Chordata, Actinopteri, Siluriformes, Pangasiidae. Gene Ontology annotation, molecular function: [heparan sulfate]-glucosamine 3-sulfotransferase activity.
GGCUCAGGAAGCGCGCAGGCAGUGGAGCUGGAAGUUUGCUGCAAAGUUGACAGGUCGUUUUAUAUGUGUACGACAUGAGCACUGGAACUGUCAGCUCUUUGUUUUCGUUUUAUUUUAUAUGCAAAUGAUCUGUUUUCGCGAAUGAAUUUAUUUGGAACUUGCAGCUGUAAGACAGGUUGAAUGUGUGGGUUAAUUACAGAUGAUAAUUAAUUGAAAGUUGCAUUAAAAAGUUUAGCAGAUGAAGAAACACGGCUACGCAAAGUGAACUCUAUACUGCUUUCAAUCCCACUUCAUUUUGGAGAUAAUUUUUGAUGCAUCUUUUGGAUAUCCAGCCCAGAGAAUGUGCGUCUAGCAUGGCCCCGGCUCGGACUACCGCGACGCGUGGCGCGACAUGGCGUGUAAAUUACCGGGGAACACCCCCGUGUCCGGUAAGAGCAUCCUGAGGAGGUGUGCGGUCAUGCUGGUGUCGCUGCUCGCCUCCUUCUACCUGCUCCACAGCCUGACGCAGCUCGGCGGCUCCGCGCUGCGCUCACCGGUGUCCGCGUCGGUGUCCGCGUCGGAGCUCGUCGACGCGUCGGAGGCGCCGCUGCGGAGGAAGCGCGUGCUCCACCGAUGGGUCGUCGGCUCGGUUGCUAGGCAGCGCUUCGACGGCGGAGGUGACGCGCCCGGACCGCAGGUCCGCGACGCCGCGCUCGGCUUUCCGUCAGCCCCCGGGAAGCUCCGGCCUCUCGGUGACGGGACCAAGCGGCUGCCGCAGGCCAUCAUCGUGGGCGUGAAGAAAGGCGGCACGCGCGCGCUGCUCGAGUUUCUCCGCGUGCACCCGGACGUGAGGGCGGCGGGAGCCGAGCCGCACUUUUUCGACCGUUUCUAUGACAACGGAUUGGCGUGGUACAGAGACCUGAUGCCCAAGACCCUGGAGGGUCAGAUCACCAUGGAGAAGACACCCAGCUACUUUGUGACCCGUGAAGCUCCAGCUCGGAUCUACUCCAUGUCACGUUCCACCAAACUCAUAGUGGUGGUGAGGGAUCCGGUCACCCGGGCCAUCUCAGACUAUACACAGACACUGUCAAAAAAGCCAGACAUUCCCUCCUUUGAGAGCCUGACUUUCAAAAACAGGACUACAGGCCUUAUUGACACCUCAUGGAGCGCCAUCCAGAUCGGCAUCUACGCCAAGCACCUGGACAACUGGCUCCAGUUCUUUCCCAUGCAUCAGAUCCUGUUUGUGAGCGGCGAACGGCUGAUCAGUGACCCAGCUGGAGAGCUCGGCCGUGUGCAGGACUUCCUGGGACUCAAGAGGAUCAUCACAGACAAACACUUCUAUUUUAAUGAGACCAAGGGCUUUCCAUGCUUGAAGAAGGCUGAAGGAAGCAGCAAACCUCACUGCCUGGGCAAAACCAAAGGCCGAACUCACCCCAACAUCGACCCUGAGGUGGUGCAGAGGUUACGAGACUUCUAUCGGCCCUUUAAUAUGAAGUUCUACCAGAUGACUGGAAGGAUAUUUGGCUGGGAUGACUAACUUUGUGAAGUGUGAGGAAAGACCAUACACUAUGAUUGCUUGCAGUUCCACUCAGUACAAGAAAUACACCAGUAUAGAAAUGAAGUUUAGUGGACCCUUAUGUUCUGUUCAUUUCAUAAUGUUUCUAUGAUACAUUGAUAAUAUUUACGUUUAUGUAUUCAUCCUACACUUUUUUCCAAACAGAGGGCCCAACAGUGGCAGCAUGGUGAUCCCGAUCAUUAACACAGAGCCUUAACCAAUAAAACACCACUGCCCCUUACACGCUUGCCUCAGUUUCAGUAACGAGUAUGUAACACCAUUUUGAAAAAUUCUGUUUGGAUGAGCAUGACUCAUUUAAAAACAAAUUGGAACACUUGCAAAAAAAUAUUGUUCUAACUUAAACUUUGUGUUUAGUCCAAUUUCUUUAAUGAGGGUAAGAAGAUCAAGUAAAAGUGUUAAACAUAACUGUUCUUUAUCAUUUUAAUCACUUUCAUAUUUCUUUCCAGUCUUAUUAAUAUUCCCUUUUGUGCACACAAACCAACCAUCAGAAGGUUCCCCUGAUGCACUUUUAGGAAAAUGGGUUUCUCAGAGGUUCUUUGGAUAGUUUGGAUAGUUUGGCUAGAGGAUCAUUAGCUUGCUAAAGAGGAUCUACUUGGAAUCUUCUUUCUUUGAAAGGGAACCCUCCAUUGUAAGAUUCUACAUGGAAUAAAAAACAAACCAAAUUGUAAAGGUGCUAAAUGGGAACGUUUUAAAACUUGUAUGUGUGUAUGGUAUACUGUAAUAUUGUAUUAUAGCAAAUAAUUGAGAUUAAGGUAUAUUAGAUGUUUAAUUAUUUUUAAAUUAAUUUCUAAUUAAUGUCUAAUUAAUUUUUACAAUAGUAUAUGUAUAAAAGCUAAACAGAUGCUUUGGGUGAAUGGGACAUCCAGUGAACAGAACGUGAGGGUUAAGUGUAUGUCAUUGAUCUCAUCAGCAACAGAGACCUAUGCAAUUCUUUAUUACUUAUGUCCAGUCCAGUCCAGAUUAUCCAGAUUGGUUAUUUGCAUGGUGCCAGGGGUGAGGAUGUCGUUCUUCUUCAGAGGUUCCAUCUGCCCACCACAGAUUGAAGUUCUCCCUACCCUAAACACCCUUGGUGGCUCAUUAUGGGCUUACUAAUUAGCUAGUUAGUUGGAUCAAAUGUGUAUUCAGUAACCACUUUGUUGUGGUGAAUCCAGAGCCUAUUCCAUGAGCACUGACCAUGAGGCAGGAAC